AUCAAGUUUCGCUCGACGCCGGAUCUUACCGCCUUAGAAAUUAGUUACCCGAACUCGACACUCUUUUUCUCCCUUCGUUGUGUCCUUGAAACGUCGGCGAUUGGCCACAGUUUGCACUGAACGAUUAACCUGAGCUUUUUUCCUUUGAGUAGAAAUUGUCUUUCAGGUGAACGAUUGCAGUAGAAGAUCUCAUGGGAAUUUGGUUUAAUUGAUGAAUGCUACUGUGGUAUAACAGCAGAAAUUGUGAGAGUGAAGGGGGGGGGAAAGAAGAUGAAAUCAAAAAGGGAACUUGGUGAUAGUGUAGACGGGGAACGAGACUUAAAACGGCAGAGGGUUUUGGAUUCACCAUCUUCACCUCCUGAAGAGUCACUUGUGCCUUAUAAUGACGAUGAAGAUGAUGAAAGGAGAGCAUUGAAUCACAUAGGCAGCAGAGAAGAAGAUGGUCACAGAGUUAAAAGUGAAGAAGAAGAUGAUGAAGAUGAAGAUGAUCCAUAUGGGCUAGGAGCAACUCCAGGGAGGUCAAAUCGCCAGGUUGAAGUGCGUAGAGACUGCCCUUACCUCGAUACUGUUAACCGCCAGGUUCUGGAUUUUGAUUUCGAGAAAUUUUGUUCGGUCUCUUUGUCGAAUUUGAAUGUGUAUGCAUGCCUGGUCUGUGGGAAGUAUUACCAAGGAAGAGGGAAGAAGUCCCAUGCAUAUACUCAUAGUCUAGAAGCAGGACAUCAUGUCUACAUCAAUCUUCGAACAGAGAAGGUGUACUGCCUCCCUGAUGGGUAUGAAAUUAAUGACCCAUCAUUGGAUGAUAUUCGCCAUGUUCUAUACCCAAGGUUUUCCAGAGAACAACUUGAACAACUUGAUAAGAACAAGCAAUGGUCUAGGGCACUUGAUGGUUCAGAUUACCUUCCUGGGAUGGUUGGGCUGAAUAAUAUUCAAAAGACUGAUUUUGUCAAUGUCACCAUUCAAUCUUUAAUGAGAGUUACUCCCUUAAGAAACUUCUUCCUUAUCCCUGAGAAUUACCAGCACUGUAGAUCUCAACUUGUUCAUCGGUUUGGAGAACUCACACGAAAGAUUUGGCAUGCUCGAAACUUUAAAGGACAGGUGAGCCCACAUGAGUUUCUACAGGCAGUUAUGAAAGCAAGUAAAAAACGGUUUCGAAUAGGCGUGCAGUGUGAACCAGUUGAAUUCAUGUCAUGGCUUCUUAACACAUUGCAUGCAGAUCUUAGAACUUCGAAGAAAAGUAGCAGCAUCAUCCAUAAGUGCUUUCAGGGGGAACUGGAGGUUGUGAAAGAGACUCAGAGCAAAGCUAUCAGUGAGAAGAAAGAAAGUGAUGGGGAACAGAAUGGAGCAUUAAAGAUUACAGAUGGUCAAAUUGAGAAUAAUAAUGUUGCGGCUGAAACAUACAGAAUGCCCUUUCUGAUGCUUGGUCUGGAUUUGCCAGAACCACCACUUUUCAAAGAUGUGAUGGAGAAAAAUAUAAUACCUCAGGUACCUUUGUUUAAUAUACUAAAGAAGUUUGAUGGUGAGAUGGUAACAACUACUGUUCGUCCUCCUGCAAGAAUGAGAUAUCGAGUCACCAAAUUGCCACAGUAUUUGAUACUUCAUAUGCGCCGAUUUACUAAGAAUAAUUUCUUCAGAGAAAAGAACCCAACAUUGGUGAACUUUCCAGUGAAAAACCUCGAGUUGAAAGACUACAUUCCUUUGCCAGCACCAACAAAGGAGAAUGAAAAGUUGCGCACCAAGUAUGAUUUAAUUGCUAAUGUCGUUCAUGAUGGUAAGCCUGACGAGGGAUUCUACAGAGUCUUUGUACAGCGGAAAUCGGAAGAACUAUGGUAUGAAAUGCAAGAUCUGCAUGUUUCUGAAACACUUCCUCAGAUGGUUGCAUUAUCUGAAGCUUAUAUGCAGAUAUACGAACAGCAACAGUAGGAUAGAAUAUUCGAUUAACCGAUAUGAAUAGUGUAUGAUUACUUGGUUUUGGUUCUUCAAGGCAAGAUUUGGCAAAUGGUUGGUGCGGUAUAUAGGUGAAAAUAUGCUGCUUCUGUCUUAACACUUGUAUUUUGUAUGUUUGGAAGAAAAAUAAAAAAAUUUUCAGUUUUCUUCUGCUGUUAGGCAUCCA
Molecule: messenger RNA, 2110 nt
Organism: Gossypium raimondii (Peruvian cotton)
Lineage: Eukaryota; Viridiplantae; Streptophyta; Magnoliopsida; Malvales; Malvaceae
Exons: 10
Coding region: 271-1920 (549 amino acids)
Biological process (GO): spliceosomal complex assembly; mRNA processing; protein deubiquitination
Molecular function (GO): zinc ion binding; cysteine-type deubiquitinase activity
Source: RefSeq, a predicted model, not a curated record